Messenger RNA from Ostertagia ostertagi, 297 nucleotides. Lineage: Eukaryota; Metazoa; Nematoda; Chromadorea; Rhabditida; Trichostrongylidae. The record is from the annotation of a GenBank genome assembly.
AUGCAUAAACAGUUGAUGAAGGCAUGGUCGCUGCUGUCUCAAACGGGUCGCGUUGAACUGGUGCUGGUUCCAUUCGGUAAAGCACGCUGUACUGCAAAAGGAGAUAACGAUUUUGAGUGUUCCUGUCAACAUCAAGCGAACGAGUGCAUACUGAAUCAGCUGAUGAACUGUGUCAUCGACAGUGUAGGAUUUCCUGAUAAGAUAGUGCCAGGUUAUCGAUUGUAUUCAAGGAAAACCCAACAUCGAGAGCGCAAUGGAGUCAUGUAUAGCUCACAACUCAAUGAUGGAUCUAAAUGA